GUGUCUAAAAACUUGUACUUCAAAGAUUGUUUUUUUCCCCCCUCCCCAGAUUAUGUCUACUUUGAAAACUCUUCAAGUAAUCCAUAUUUGAUAAGGAGAAUAGAAGAACUCAAUAAGACAGCCAAUGGAAACGUAGAAGCAAAAGUGGUGUGUUUCUAUAGACGGAGGGACAUCUCAAGCACAUUAAUUGUACUGGCUGACAAACAUGCAAGAGAAAUGGAAGAAGAGAUGGAAAACCCAGAAAAGAUUGAUUUACCAGAGAAACAGAAACAUCAACUGCGACACCGAGAACUGUUUCUCUCACGUCAAUUGGAAUCCUUACCAGCCACUCAUAUUAGAGGCAAAUGCAGUGUUACACUCUUAAAUGAAACAGAAUCCCUUAAAUCCUAUCUGGAACGUGAGGACUUCUUUUUUUAUUCACUAGUAUAUGAUCCACAGCAGAAGACUCUUCUAGCUGAUAAGGGAGAAAUCAGAGUUGGAAACAAAUACCAGGCUGAUGUAACAGACUUACUGAAAGAAGGUGAAGAUGAUGGCAGAGACCAAUCAAAACUUGAAACAAAAGUUUGGGAAGCAUUUAAUCCACUAAUAGACAAACAGAUAGAUCAGUUCCUUGUAGUAGCACGCUCUGUGGGUACAUUUGCUCGCGCUCUAGACUGCAGCAGUUCUGUUCGGCAGCCAAGCUUACACAUGAGUGCUGCAGCAGCAUCUAGGGAUAUCACACUGUUCCAUGCCAUGGAUACUUUGCACAAAAACAUCUAUGACAUUUCCAAGGCAAUUUCUGCCCUUGUGCCCCAGGGUGGGCCUGUCUUGUGCAGGGAUGAGAUGGAGGAAUGGUCUGCUUCUGAGGCAAAUCUCUUUGAAGAAGCCCUUGAAAAAUAUGGAAAGGAUUUUACUGAUAUUCAGCAAGAUUUUCUUCCAUGGAAGUCCUUAACCAGCAUAAUUGAGUACUACUAUAUGUGGAAAACAACAGAUCGAUAUGUUCAACAGAAAAGGUUGAAAGCUGCAGAAGCAGAAAGCAAGCUAAAGCAAGUAUAUAUUCCUAAUUAUAACAAGCCAAACCCCAACCAGAUCAAUGUCAAUAAUAUCAAGCCGGGAGUGGUAAAUGGUACAGGAGUUCAGGCACAGAACACGGGCACAGGACGAGCCUGCGAAAGCUGCUAUGGUAAUGACGCAGUUCACCAGUGGUAUUCUUGGGGUCCUCCUAACAUGCAGUGUCGUCUGUGUGCAUCUUGCUGGACAUACUGGAAGAAAUAUGGAGGCUUGAAAAUGCCUACACGGCUAGAUGGAGAACGGCCAGGGCCAAAUCGAAACAAUUUGAGUCCUCACAGUGGACCCUUGAGGAACAAUGGGAGCCCCAAGUUUGCCAUGAAAACGCGACAAGCUUUCUAUCUCCAUACUACAAAGCUGACCAGACUCGCCAGACGAUUAUGCAGGGACAUCUUGCGUCCGUGGCACGCGGCACGGCACCCUCAUUUGCCUAUCAACAGUGGAGCAAUCAAAGCUGAAUGUGCAUCUCGUUUACCAGAAGCUUCAGAAGAUUUGUUGCUAUUAAAACAUGUUGUCAGAAAACCUUUAGAAGCAGUACUUCGGUAUCUAGGUAAAUAGACUGCUGAAUCGUAUACAUGC
This is a messenger RNA of Podarcis muralis (Common wall lizard), 1626 nucleotides long. The record is from RefSeq and is a predicted model, not a curated record. Lineage: Eukaryota; Metazoa; Chordata; Lepidosauria; Squamata; Lacertidae.